Messenger RNA from Oppia nitens, 1687 nucleotides. RefSeq lists its product as uncharacterized. Lineage: Eukaryota; Metazoa; Arthropoda; Arachnida; Sarcoptiformes; Oppiidae. The record is from RefSeq and is a predicted model, not a curated record. The transcript has a single exon. Bases 147 to 1586 code for a protein of 479 amino acids.
UAUUAUUUGACUUUAAAAUAUUCAUACAAUUAUACUGUAUCUAAUAAUUUGAUUAUCACAAGUGGUUAACUGCAUAUCCUCAUUACCUGAUCCCUUAAGACAGCUGAUCCAUAGUGUCAGUUGUUCACAGAGUGGUGUCGCUUGUGAUGUCUGAUUUUGUUGAGACAUAUUUGGCAUUCAUUGUCGUCGGUAUCAUAUGGCUAUCAAUGGCUAUACUAGUGCUGUUAGUCUAUCUACUGUUCCCGCCGGGCAUCGACUACUGGGACAAAAUGUGCGACAAAUGUACGAUCUCGACGGCCAACUAUCGCUAUGUAAUUCGGUUCGUAUUCGGCAGCUUUAGGCCGGCCUUUCAAAUAUCCAAAACGAUCAUUUCGGUCGGCAUUCUGGACAGUGCUAAGACAGUGGUUGUACUUAGAAUACAACCAAAACAACUGGAACAAAGUGUCCAACAUCGGGACUCAACACAACUUCGGGAAUGCCGAUUCUUGCUCUACCGAUUGGAACCGUUAUCGGACAUACGUCACGUAGUGGUCAACCAUAAUGGCCAGGCCAGUAUUAAUGUCAGCUUUAUCGAGAUACAAGAUCUGGCCAGUAGAGAGGCCAAUAUUGCCUACGUCGGACAGGCCAUCAAUAAUAUAUCAAAAGAUAAGGUGUCCAAUACUGUCCAACAGUAUCCGGCGGCCAGUCGCGAGCCGCGCGAUAUUGAACCAGAACUGACCACCGGUCAGACGAUGACCGCCUUGGAGUACAUGCUGUUGAUCUUUGUGUCCAUCAAUUACAUCCUAUUGCAGACCAUUUUUAUCAUACCCUGUAUCGAUGGCAUGUGCUCUGACUAUAGAAACGAAUUUGUCGACUCCCUGUUUGCCGGACUGUUGGCCAGUCUGUGUACUACAGUAUUGUUUGUAUGUCUGUGUGUUGUCUACCGGUAUCUCAUUAAACGAUUGUUAUAUCGAUCAAAAAGUUCAAUGGUUUGGGUCGGCAUCCGAUACGGGUUUCUAUCGGUGUGUAUGGCAGCGGGUAUUGCAUUCGGAGGCGCCUCCUUAUUCUUGACGUUGCAAAAUCGCCAUUCCACUGAAGCCCGUCAGAUUACAUCGAAAACUUGUUGGCUAAUCGGCGUCGGACUGGCCAUUGUCGUUUACGGCCUAUUUUGGCUACCGAUACUGUCGAUAGUGGGCUUUUUGUUUGGUUUUUUCAACGAACCGACCACCGGUAGCGAUCAUAAAGGACCAGAGGCCGGUGCGGGUGCAGAGAUCAAAGAGGCAGCCAAUAUAGACGACCCGAAUACUACCCGAACCAAUAUGAGCGACGAACACGACUACUAUAACCAGUUGACAAAAGGCAACCAAAGAGUCAAAUCUAUAUCUCAAUACAAGGGCUUACACGUGAAAACAGGUAGUAAACCGUCGACAGCCGGCGGCUCAAAAGAUUCUGGCGGUUCCGGCAAACAGUCGUCGGCCGACAAGUCAUCGGGCGUCAAGAAAUCUAAAUCUACCGAAUCGAUUGGCGAUCGCUAUUAUAAACAGCUUAUCGGUAAGGAUGCCAAAGUCAAGUCGGUAUCACAAUAUCCAGGUGUAGGCAAAAAAUAAGGUCAUACCAUACAUAUGUACUGUACUUUAGUGUAUGUAUGUAUGUAUCACUCAUAUCUAUCUAUCUAUCAUUCAUUUUAUUUCAGUCAUCUAUCCUCCAU